Penicillium digitatum Pd1 is the source of this 2439-nucleotide messenger RNA. RefSeq names its product putative LaeA-like methyltransferase. The record is from RefSeq and is a predicted model, not a curated record. Lineage: Eukaryota; Fungi; Ascomycota; Eurotiomycetes; Eurotiales; Aspergillaceae.
AUGAAUUCCCUUCCGUUUCAGAAAUUUCUCUCCAGUCUGUUUGGGCUUUUCCAGAGCUUGAUCAAGAUGGGUGGUAUCUCGCAUCCAAUUUACAUGCUGGAUCGAAACGAGGCGGAGACUAAACGUCUCAAUGACCAGCAUCGCUUUCUCGUCGAGCUCUCCAAUCUCAUUCAUCCGUCAAUUCCAAGAGACCUUACCGCAGUCGCUGAUUUGGGCACGGGCACAGGCAUUUGGCUCCAAGAUGUUGCCAAUCUCCUACCUAAUAAGUCAGUGUACCUCCACGGCUUCGACAUCUCUUCAACCCAAUACCCACAACGCCACGAGAUCCCACGAUCUGGCCAAAAGCCAAUUCCACUCACCGUUCACGACGCACUGCACCCCUUUCCAGCAGAGCACCGUGGCCGAUAUGACCUCGUUCACAUCCGACUCUUAACAGCCGGCCUGAAACAAGCUGACUACACCAGAGUGCUCGCCAACGCGCGGGCUUUACUCAAACCAAACGGCUGGAUCCAAUGGGAAGAAGUCGACCACACAGCCUUCUGCACAGACGCGGUACUAGAGCCCGCAGCGAUAACUCGACUGCGGGAAUGUGUGAUUGAAGCUAUGCUGAAACUGGGUCUGUGGCCGUUCGCCCCCCAGCGUGUGUACGACGUGAUUCAUACAUCUGGAUUCACCGACGUCGUUCGUGAGACUUACACAACGGCUGGGAAGAAAUAUCUGCGACCUACUGCGCAGAUAUGGGUUGCGGGUGUGAUGCGUGCGCUGGUGCCGCCUUCGAUGGUUGUUAUUGGUCAAGCUGAGGAUACCAGGCAGGCGCGUGGGAUUACUGAGAAGUUGAUUGGCGAGUUUGAGGCUCAUUGUGAGUCUGCUACGGCGCUGGUUAACUUUGGCGUUACGUUGUCGAUGUUCAUUGCCGCAUUGGAUCAAACGAUCAUGGCAACAGCGAUCCCAACCAUUGCAGCGUACUUCCACUCUUCUUCUGGGUAUACGUGGAUUGGCGGAGCAUAUCUUCUCAGCUCCGCCGCCAGCGCAUGUAUCUGGGCCAAGCUGUCGGACAUCUGGGGACGGAAACCGAUCUUGCUUUUGGCGGUUGGAUGGUUUUUCCUCAGCUCCAUUCUUUGUGCUGCUUCUACAAGCAUGGAGAUGUUGAUCGCCGGUCGAGCCUUGCAGGGUGUCGCUGGUGGUGGUUUGCUCCAGCUCGUGACGAUUAUCAUUUCGGAUUUGUUCAGUGUCCGACACCGCAGUCUAUAUCUCGGCCUAAUGGAGGUCAUGUGGGCGUUUGCUGGUGGGGUUGGACCCUUACUUGGCGGUGCAUUCAGUCAGUCAGUCACUUGGAGAUGGACUUAUUGGAUCAAUCUACCGAUCUCGGGAGUGACGUUCGUGCUCCUUUUCUUUUUCUUGGAUGUGCACAACCCACAGACGAAAAUCAUGGAUGGCGUCCGCGCCAUUGACUGGUUCGGCAGUCUCUCGGUUCUGGGUCUUACUCUCAUGCUUUUACUGGGAUUGGAUUUCGGGGGCGAGACCUUCGCCUGGAAAUCCCCCCAGGUCAUCUGUCUGAUUGUCUUUGGGUCUCUAUGUUCUUUGCUGUUCGUCUACAGCGAGAAGAAACUAGCCAAAUAUCCCUUGAUGCCGAUGGACAUCUUCACUCGAUUCUCCAAUAUUGCUACCUUGCUCGUAGCGUUUGCACAUGGUUUUGUCUUCAUCGCCGGGGAAUACUACAUUCCUCUCUACCUACAAUCCGUGCAUGGCUCCUCGCCAAUGGGCUCCGGUGUCCUCAUUCUCCCGCUAGUCGUGAUGGAAGCAUUCUCCGGCAUGUUCACUGGCGCAAUCAUCCAUCGCACCGGUCGAUACCUCGAACUCAUCUGGAUCGGCCUGGUCCUAAUGACCAUCGGAAAUGGACUCUACAUCCACCUCGGUGUGGGAUCCUCCGUCGGCGAGAUAGUCGGGUACCAGAUUGUCAGCGGUCUCGGUGCCGGAUUCCUCUUCCAAACACCUAUCAUCGCCAUCCAGGCCAAGGUCUCCCAGGAAGAUACCGCGACCGCAACGGCAACAAUCGGGUUCAUUCGCAACAUGGCGACCGCAGCUUCUAUUGUCAUUGGCGGCGUCGUCUUCCAGAAUAGUAUGGGCCAGAAAAAGUCCAGCUUGUUGGCUUCCGGUAUGUCGACUAGCAUGGCGGCCCAGAUGUCUGGAGAUUCGGCUGCUGCGAGUAUCGAGUCGAUCAAAUUCAUUACCGAUCCCGAGCAGUUGCUAGCUGUUCGGGAGGCUUUUGCUUGGAGUUUGAGAAAUAUGUGGAUUCUUUAUACAUGCAUGUCUGCUGUUGGAGUCUUUUUUUCGGCUUUUAUUCUCAAGACUAAGUUGGCCAAGGAGCAUGUUGAGACUAAGACGGGAUUGAACGUUGAGAAGACGCCGGUCGUCGAGCAGAAUGCACAUAGCGUAUAG